This is a messenger RNA of Paramecium pentaurelia, 862 nucleotides long. NCBI's taxonomy places the organism in Eukaryota, Ciliophora, Oligohymenophorea, Peniculida, Parameciidae. The record is from the annotation of a GenBank genome assembly.
AUGAACAAAGUAACUAAUUCUUAUUUAGAUUUUACUAAAUAAUAUAGAAAUUUAGGUUACAAACAAGUACAUGAGGCUUAUGAUAGAAUAGAUAAUCCAGUUACUAAAUUUGAUAAUUUCUUAAAAACAUCAGUUUUUUCUAAAAGACUUGAAAAAUCAUCAUUAAAUUAAUCUGAAUUAUAUCCAAAAAUAAGAGGGACUACAAAACCUGAUUAUAUUUUUAUUGAACAUUAUCCAAGAUUUAAGGAUGAUAUUAAUUGCAACUAAAAAAUAUUUGGAUAAAAAUAAACUCAGUUUCAUAGUGAUAUAUUCGAAAAUAUUAGAAAUGAUUUUAAAUAGAAAAACUAUUCUUUUCAAUAUAACUCUGAUAAGUUAGAUUAUUCUAAAGAUUUAGGAUUACCAUUAGAACCAAAACAAAGAUUAUAAGAUUUAUAAUUAAUUAAAAAAGAAUAAGAAUUAUAUAAAUCUUUAAGAUAAAAUGUUAAUUUUUUAAAUAGAAAAAAAAGAAUUUUAGAUAAUUUACAUCAAUAUGAAACAUAAAAACAAUCAAAACAUAGAAAUAUAAGUUAAUUUAUAUUUAUUAAUUUUAGGUUAUGACAAAUAUCGUAAUUAAAAUGAAUGUCUUGAAUUUAAUAAUACAAAUGGUUUUAUUGGAGAUCAAAUGAAUUUAUCUUUUCAUUUAUCAAAAGAUUGGAAUAGCAAAAAAAGAUGUGAAACUUAAAGAUUGGAUACUUUUGAAAGAGUAAUAAGUCAAAAACCAGCAAAACUUAAUGUUAAUACAGAUAGAAUGAAAUUUUUAAAAUUCAAAGAAACUUGUGGAAAAGAUUACAAAAUUGUAAAUUUAACAAAAGAUGAAUAAUGA